Messenger RNA from Cinara cedri, 7771 nucleotides. The record is from the annotation of a GenBank genome assembly. NCBI's taxonomy places the organism in Eukaryota, Metazoa, Arthropoda, Insecta, Hemiptera, Aphididae.
AGAACGGCUCCCGAGUGGCCGACAAUCGGCCGUCUCAACAUAUAUAAUUCUCCAUGGAAUUUCUAAUUAUAUUUCAUUAUUUAUUAUUAUUAUUAUUAUACUGUGUUCUAUACGUUCGUACCUACACAUCGUGGUUGUAGUUUACAUUUUGUAUGCGCUUUAUUCUAUGUGUGCUACUGUAAUAGUUUCGAGUUCUCGACUCUCCUGUUUUGUGGUUCGACUAUUUAGUAAAUUGAUAGAACGAUUAAAACUUAAAAAAAUCGUCGGUAUAAACAACGAAGAUGAAUCAACAAGCAAUAUUGCUUGAGGCGUGUUUAAAUCGUAUAGAUUUUCUGACUCUUAUAAAGUCUAUUCAUGUGCCUCUGGACGACGAAAAAGUCAGAAACGUGUCAUUGACUUUUCGUUGGCUUCGGAAUAAUGCACCGGAUUUACAAGACUGUACUAAACAAGAAUUAUUGAAAUCUGGAAUUGUAGAAAUAUGUUCAUGGUUUUUUGAUAAAUGUUUUGUGAGCGAACCUUUGAACUCUAGUAUAAUACUGCAGUUUUUAAAUAACUUAUCUAUAAACCAUAAAUCAACACAACAUAGUAUAUUUCUAUGUUUUCAUAGUAAAUUAAAGUAAGUCCUUAUGUUAUCUACCUAUUUAACAUAAAUUAAAUACAUUUUGUUAUUCAAUCAUUUUUAAUAACACUUUCUUAUACAUAAUCAGUAUGGUUUUUUUUUUUUCAGAAAAUAUAUAUUAUCAACAAAGCAUUCCAAUCUACUGAAUUCAUUAAUAAUGUUACUGUAUAAUCUAUGUUUACAAAAUGUCAGCUUUAAAUUGGAUGUUUUAAGGGAUUUUUACAUUAUUAAAAACAUUAUGACUCAUUGGAACAAAAAAAAGGAAAUUGAAUAUUGGUAAGUGUGCCGAUUGGAAACUAUUUAAGGCUGUGUCUUAGUUACCAGGUCCCCGGGUAGAUAGUGGAAAACCGGGUACCUGCCUCUUGAUUUUAUUGUAUUAUCACUGUGGUGGACAGGUUCGAGUACUUAGAGAUAGUCAAGUAUUUUUCAAAUAAUUGAAUACAAUUUUAAUUUAUAAGUCUGUUAAUUUGUUUAACUUAGAAAAUAUUUCUAUAAUAAAAUUCAAAACAGAGUAGUGUGAAAGUGCUCGAUGUUCUCAUCUCAAAACUUAUCCGCUGGCUGACCCUAGCCAAGAUUCUUUUAUAUGAAAGACACUAUAGCUAUUUUCCGGACUAGGCUUAUUUUUAAUUAUAUCUGCAUUAAUUAAUUAAUAUCUGCAUUUUUUUAUGUGGAGAUAAGGAGAUGCUGUAAGUAAUAUACAAAUUGUAGCUCUCAUUAAAUUGUUAAUUUGAUUAAACUGGUUAAAUAUUUACUAGUUAAUUUAAUUGUUUUAAUAUUAAUUAUUUAAUAUUUGUUUUUAUAAGCAACCAUAGUGAUAGAACCAUACACAACAAUCACGGUAAUAACAUAAAAUCCUUUAUAAUAAAUUAUUCUAAGACCAUGAUAAUAAUUACCUAUCUACAGGGAAAUCAGAUGGAUGGCGCCUGGUGCUCAAAAAUGUGACCGGGCUGGUGUGUGGGGCACCUGGUUUUCCAUUAUCUACCCAAAAUAUGAUGGAGACAGUGAUUAUUUAAUAUAAUAUUUAAAACAAUACAUUAGGACAGUGGUAAUUUAAAUAUACUGCUAAUACAUUUUCCUAAACUUAAAUAUUAUAAUAUUAUCAUUUUUAUGGCUAGUAAGUUAAAAAGUAAUUUGGUGUUAUCUAACAAAAAUGCAGUACUAUUGUAAAAAAUUUAAUAAUAACGUCAACCAAAGUCAAAAAAUAAUUGACCCUUCUAGUUUUAAAAAUGUUUGCUCUUGUUUAAAGAAAACUGAGUCAGUCUUGAUAUAUUUAGAGAGGCCCAUUUUGUCACUUAUGACAAAGUCAUGCCUAUAAUAAGCCAUUAUUUAUUAUAAUUAUUAAAUUUAAAUAAAUUUUUUUGUUUUUUAGUAAGAUAUUUUUAGAUUCCAUUUUCUCAGAUCAUAAAUCAUUUGAACUCACAUAUACACAUCUUCCUGAUGAUUCCAAAGAUCAAUUAAUGAACUUAUUAUCUGUUUGGCUGGAUUACUACGAAGAUAUUGUGUCAUUUGAAGUAAUGGAGUUCAUAAAAACUGAUUUGUUUAUUAGUUGUACCAUAGAUCAAAUUACUGGUGGUGUAGUUAAUGUUCUUGCUAAAGCAUCUAAUAUAAGCAGAUUUCAUGAUGUUAUUCAAAACUAUACUCCAUUGUUGGAAAAGACAAUGGGUAUGUAAUUAGUAAAUAUUAUUUAUUUAAUUUGUACAAUGUUGAUACAAUAAUUUGUAUCAAAUUAUCUAUAUUAUGAAAUAUUGUAUUUUUUCUCUAGAUAUAUUGACUGUUAUACAUGAAGAUGGCAAAAAGAGUUCAGAUAAUGAAUUUAGUCGUAUAAAUGAUUUAUCAGCUCUAUUUAUUAAUUCUGAUGUAAUAUCACAUAAUAGAUAUGGAUUCAAAACAGAUAUAAUACGUUUGAUUACAAACAUGUGUUUUAACCAUCAAAAUCAUCAAAAUUUGGUAUGUACAGGGCGCGGCAGAGCCGACUGACGAGUUUUGAAGGGUUAUAAAAAAUGAACAGUAAAACUUAGAGAAAAAAAUUUUUUUUUAUUAAAAUAAGUAUUUAUUACCAUUUUUAAAAAUUAUUGUUUGUAAAUUAUAUCUCCAAGAUGGCGGCCGUCAGCAUCAAUACACUGUUGUAGACAUUCUCUGAAGCUGGAGGGAUUCGCAUAAGAAUUUGCUGACAGAGAUUUUUGCGGUUGUCAUAGUCAGUAGCAUGUAACUCUUGGACAAGCAUUAAUUUAUAGGGAUGGAAUGAUAAAUCUUCGUGAAGAAUUCUCCUCAAAGAACGGUUUGAGAUUCCCAAAGCUACCGCGUGUUUCCGGGCAGAGCGUCUUGGCGACCUCUCAAUUGACUCUAACCAACUGGACAUUUUCGGGAGUUCUGGGUGCUCCAUGUCCCAGUCCACUUAGGGUACUUCCGGUUUCUUCCAAUUGCCGUAUCCAAAAUUUAACAGUGUUAGCAGAAGGAAUAGAUUCGUUACGUGGAAUGCCGAAGUGUAUACGAAAAGCCCUCUGUGUAGCGAUCAUAGAAUGAUUAUUUUCGUAAUAACGCACAACGAAACCACAAUGUACACCUGUCCAGACUAUGAUUACGACUAAAAAUGGCAUUACUGUACAAUUCAAAAUAUACCACUAAUUAAGGCCUACUCUUAUCUUAUCUCAGGCUAAUGAGCUCAUUAAACUCGUCAGUCGGCUCUGCCGCAUCUUGUAUAUUAUCAUCUGUUUUUUAAAUUUUAAAAAGUAUUGUAUUAUUUUUUGACAUUUAAAUUUUAAAUGUUAUUAUUACAGAUCCGUGAUAAAGACAUUAUUCCAAUAUUAUUAGAAUGUUGUUCCUUUGAUGCCAAAAAUCCAGGUGAGUUACAUUAUUCUCAGUUUAGUGAAUUUCAUUUUUUCAAUUUUAUUUGUUUUUUUACUUUGUGAAUAACACAUAUGAUUAUAAUUUAAAUGUUUUUGUAUAUUAUAGUGCAUUUAAAAUAAUUUAUUUUAACUAAUAUAUUAAAUUUUACUGAAAAUCUUCCUUAGAUUCUAAACAGUUUUAAAAUAUGUAUCUUUUUUUUUAAUGCUCUUUUAUGUAUAACAUAAUUAAGUAUAAAGUGAAAUAUUUUGAAUUUGGAAAUCAACUAUUUAAAAUAUUUAAAUCAUCUAUGUAUAAUUUUGAUCAUAAAUUAAAUCCAGUUAAUAUACCUAACCAUAUUUUUGGUAAAGAUAGAACAGUUUCUUCAGAAUAAUUUAGGUUACUUAUUUUUAUCUGUGUGCAUGCAUGACUAAACUGAUUUAUAUGGGACUCUAGAUGUAGCUAAAAUCAUUCUCUACAGUCAAUAUGAUUGAUAACUAAAUUCAAUAGGUUUCCUUCAUUUAAAUAUUAUGUUAAAUAUUUUUGUGCGUCACGAAAUCGGUAUAUCAUUAAUAUUAUAUGCAAUAUUUGUCUUUCAACAUAGGUCUCCACUCUUCAUUGCUUCUACACUGGUUUAUACAGAUGAUGGGAACAAAAUAACACUUGGAUGCCAAGUUUGGUUCUGUAGUUAAUAAUGGAUUUCUCACAAAAUAUUGAUAGGGUGGGGGUAGUGUCUCAUUAACUUGUCCCUCGCUUGGCUCUUUCCAUUAUUUUAAUCAUGUUGUCUAUGGCUUGUUUUCUAGUGUCUUGGUUAUUAAUCAUAAUUUCAUUAACGUGUAAUUUUUCAGUAAUGCGAGAAUGGUGUUUACUUGCACUUCGAAAUAUCAUGAGUGGAAAUCAAGAGGACUACCAAAUUUUUUCUGAAGAUAUGGAAUCUCAUGACCCUGCUGAAAUAGAAGAAGUAAUCUAGAAAUAGCUUUAUUGUAAUGUUCAUAAUGUUUCAAUUUAUUAAUGAAUAUUAUAACUUGAUACAAUGAAAAUAUUAUGACUCAGGAACUCAGUAAUAUCUUAUGGAACUACAUUAUGUUCUAACAGUCUAGGUAAUGUUGUGUGGUAAAAGACAAACCAAAUAAAAUAGUUAUAAGCUAGUAAUAGUUAAAGCACUAAAAAAUUUAAUUUUUAGUACUUUAAUUUACACUUAAAAUCACCAAUAUAAGUAUUUUAAAUUGAAAAAAUAUACAAAAUACCAAUUUUCCAAAAUUAAAUUUGAUAAUAAAACAGUAUAACUGGUAAAUAAACCAAAUUAUUGGGACUGUAAUUUUUUGAUUAGAUUUGCAGAAACCACUGAAUUACAUAGAUCUUUUUCUAAUAUGUUUGUUCAUUUAAAAAUCAAAGCAAAAUAACUCUUAUUAUGCAACAAAUUACAAUAACAAAUUCCGUGUAUGUCUGUAAAUAGCAUUUAAAGCUUUAAUUUAGCAAAAUAGCUCUAAAAUACUAAUUAUGAAAAAAAAGCAAUAAACAAUUUUGUAUAUUACAUCAGUGAAAUAUGAAACAAAUUUAUUUAUUAUGACUGUUCUUGGUGUCACCAAAAAUAACAUGCAAAUCUUAAUACUUUGGAGUUAUUGUUAUGAAUAUCCAGAAAUAACUAAAAAGUAUGCAAAGGGUUAAAAUUGCUUUCACCAAAUUUUUGAAAAUCAAACUGUUUAUUUUUUCUGCAAUAAAUAAUGGGUUACACUAUUUCACCAAUGCAUGUCACUGAUUUCCACACUAUUGCAACUAUUAAAAAUUGUAGUUAAUUUUGCUACAGUAAAAAUUAUAUGCAGCUGAUUAUUUUAUAUUGUCACAAAGCAUACACCAAUAUUAUCUAGAUUUAGUUAAGACAUAGUUUGAAUACAUGGUGUGGUGCUUUCAGAACUUAUCUUUCACUGUUGAAUGUCACAAUUAAUUCUUCAAUUAUAUUUAUAUUAUAGAAGACAGCUCUCACACUCACUUAAUUUAUAAACUUUUUAUUUAUAUAGCCUAGAACAACUAGUACAUAAGUUUAAUAACUGUUGGAGUCUUGACUAUUAUUUUCUAACCUUUUUGACAUUGCUCACCACUAGGAUAACUUUUGAUUGAUCUAGGACAAUCUUGAUCUGUUGAUGAACUUUUUUUAAACAACAUAGUAAUAAUAAUAAUAGUUAUAUUAUUAUCCCAUCACUGCCAACUUUUUUUUUUUAGGGGAAAAAAUACCAUCUAUGGUUUACCACUGAUUGGAAAUUAAAAUCACUGUGCUAGGUAAACUGUUUAAGAAACUAAUUUUCAGUUUCUGUAUAAAUAUAAUCACUAAUAAAUAAGCCUGAUAAUUGUUCAUUGCUAAUAUUAGGUGACAAAUAGGUGGAUUAUCUUGUACCAACUACAACAUAAUAAAUACCACUGCUGCUAUUUAUUUUAAUGUUCUUGUUAUUAUCCUGAGUGAGUAAAUUAAGUAAUUUGAUAAAUAUACUUUCAUUUGUUUUUGUUAGGUAUCUGGUAUAUACAUUUUUUAUAUAAUAUCAAUAAUAACAAAAUAAUUAAUUUCACAAAAAUACUCACCGGGUCACAAGUCAUCUCUAUAAACCAAUCUUCUUAUGAAAAAUUUAGUGUAAAUAAGUAUAUAAUUUAUUCAAAAACAGAAUUGUGUGGUGAAAUAUGCUAAGUGUAACAAAUAAAUAAAGUUAUGGGAACAUUUUUAAUGUUUAGGCUGUUUUCAGUAUUCUAAAUACAAUAAAAAAUAUGCUCAGUGUACAAGCAAUCAUUAAAUCAAUUAUAUCGUAUGAAGUAAUUGGAUGUUGUGAGGGGGUUAUAUAAUAAUUUAUUGAACAUAGAUAAAUAAAAAUACAUUGUUAAGAAUAGCUCUUAAUAAAGAUUUAACAACUACACGAUUUAAUGUCUUUACAAAAACUUCAAUGUACUCUCAGUAAAAAAACUAUUUUUAUAUAACUACAGUAAAUUUCCCCAUAAGACAUUGUUUACUUUACAGUCCCACUCACAAAGUUAAUACAAGAUGUAAAUAAAUAUUUUAUAGAUAAUUGUAACAUAAAAUAAUUUGUACGCAAUAUAAAAUUGUAAGAAUAAUAAUAGUGAAUAUGUUAUCUGAAUACUUAUUAAAUCCAGAACAUUACAAUUUCAAUAAAAGUACCACACUUGCUAAAUGUUUAUUUCACAGUUUUACAUUAGCUAUAGAUCAUAGUUUUAGUUUUAUUAUUAUAGAAUUAAUUUUAUUAUUAUUAUUUUUAGUGUUAUUAGCAUAUCACAAAAAUGAUUUUAUUAUAUUUAUUACAUAAUAAUAUAAUAUUAUAUACAUUAUAACUAGCACAUUUUAAUCUAUGUGCAAGUAUAAUUAUUAAUUAUAUAAAUGUAGAUAAAGAUCCUGGUCCAUCACAGGAGUAGACUCAGUUAAGCCCAGUGCCUAUUCCAUGUGUAGAAAAUAUAAUAAAAUAAAUAAAUAAAAAAUAAAUGUAAUGUGAUAAAAACUAGACAUCACACAGUUUUUAGUAUGAUGUCCCUUUUUACGAAAAGUUUAAAUAAAUUACAAAUAAUUAAUAUUACUUAGAUAAAUUUGUUUGUUAUUUCAAAACAUUAAAUUAAGAAAAUUUAAAAAUAUUUUUUUACAUUAUAUCAUAUUUUUUUCACAUUUUGUAUUUUUCUUUGAUCCUUGGAAAGAAUGUUUAACUCAGAUUUGUAUAGUUUGUAAUAUAAACCAAUCAAAUAUUGAAAAUGCAUAUACUUAUACAAUUUAGAUAAAAAAAAAAAUUACAUUAAACCUGAAUCAUAAAAAAACAAAUGCUAAAAAUUGACCUAAGGCUCUUCCCUGGGAUCAAAGAUAUUAUAUAAGCUAUAAGUACUUUAAAAAAAUGUACUCAAUAUUAUUUUUAAGCGUUAACUAAUUUAAAACAUGUUAAUUCAAGAUUGGGUUUUCCUAAAAAAAUGUACAUAUACUAUACAAUUUAAUUUAGUUAAUAAAUAAAUAUAAAUAUUUUGAUAUAUUUAUAAAUUAUAAUGUUUGUUUAAAACAUUUUUGUAGCUAUUAGUUUUCCAGAAGUUUUAUAAUGAUUAAAGUUUGUAUAUUAUUUUUUUUUUUUGGAAAUCGCUUCUAAUAAAUAUAUUUAUUAAAAUUGUAUUUAUGACUAAUUGUUAAAGAUAAAUUGUUGAAAACUUAAUUGGUAUAUGUUAGAGAUUAGAGCAGCAGUUUCCAUCACUGGCACUUGGUGUCUUUUGGGCCUGUACUAAAACUGAAUUGUAAAUUUUAAAAUCUAAUAUUCUAUACUUUUAAAGUGUGAAUAAAAUACAUGAAAUAUUUUUUAUUUA